Molecule: messenger RNA, 535 nt
Organism: Macaca mulatta (Rhesus monkey)
Lineage: Eukaryota; Metazoa; Chordata; Mammalia; Primates; Cercopithecidae
Gene: PAGE3
Product: PAGE family member 3
Source: RefSeq, a predicted model, not a curated record
UCUGCUGUCUGCGCUCAGAGCUGUGCCCUGAGAGGUGGUCCUCCUGUCCUCUUCAUUCUUUCUCACUGACUGGGACUCAGCUGUAUGCCACUUUCAGAGUGAAACAUGAGUGGACAUCAAAGAACAAGAUCCAGAUCUAGAGAAAGAAGAGAUGAUCAAGACUCUAAUCAUCCAAUAGGGGCUGUGGUUGCCCAGGAGCCACCCAGUGAUGACCAACUUCAACAACAGGAACCACCAAUUGAAAGUCAGGAUUAUACACCUGGUCAAGAGAGAGACGAGGGAGCACUGGAGUUCCAAGACCUGGCAGCCUAUCUCUGGGAACUGACUCGGUCAAAGACUGGGGGUGAACGUGGAGAUGGUCCUAAUGUCAAGGGAGAAUUUCUGCCAAAUCUCGAGCCUGUUAAAAUACCAGAAGCAGGUGAAGGGCCACCAUCGGUUUAAAUGAAGACAAGCUGAAACCAUACAUGCAGUCUUUACGUUGGAAACUUGACCAUUGAAAUUCUCUCAAUAAAGUUUCACAAUUGUCUGCAAAGAA